AUGGAGCAAAGACAGCAGCAGAAUCAGAACCAGUACAGAAGACACACGAGAUCGCGUUCUAAGUCUGUCAUUUCCGAGGACUCGCAGCCAUCCGUCAAAGAGAGCCAUUUAAUUCUGUCUACCCAGAACAGGCAGCCCUCCGAAUCCGAUCUCAGCGACAGCUACGACUAUCAGCCCGAAGACCAGAUCGUCAGAGAUCUCGAGCAGCGCGAUCAGCAGCGCAAGAAGAAAGGUCAGUGGUUGGCUGAUAAACUUCCCCAAUACUCGCCCUCUGAUAAUUCAAUCACCCCGAGCUCGAAUAAGGAAAACGCUCAGACCCCUUUAGGCUCGAACAACUCCCAAUCAAAGUCGUUUCAGGGGCCAGAUAGUGUUUUGGGUAAGAGGGUUAGAAGGCGUUCGCGCCAUUUGGAUAAUGAUCAAGACCAAGACGACGAGGAAGAAGACUUCUACCAACCUCGUGAAGAAGACAGCGGCGACGAUCACAUUCUCUCAGACGAAGGCAAAGACAGAUCCAAGAAAUGGCCCAAGUCUCGUCUGCAAUUUAAAACCGUCGUCGAUGGCAAAUCAAACAAAAGAAAAAAGUCGAGGAAGUCUAGAGGCUCAAAUGCUUCAGAUGUCGCGAGCGAAAUAUCUCUAGACUAUAGAGAAUCGAGCGCUUCGAAUGACCAUAAACCUUCCGAAUCGCUAGACGAUCAAUCUGUUUCUGUGCAGGAUGAUUACAGUGUAGAUAUUCUCCCACCAGACGACAAUUUUAGCGCCCCUCCUCCUCCUCCUCCGCCAGCGCCAAAACCAACUCAGCUUCCGAAAUCUUUAAAAGCGACUGAACCUCUUCGUGCCCCUGCGAUGCCGCCUCCUCCACUACCAAAAGCUGCUUCACCAAAGAAGCAGCCUACUCGCAGACUAGCCUCACCUCCAAAAUCUAAUAUACCACCACAUACACCGAAGAAAUCACUGCUACAAAUUCUCGCGCUUACAGCUUACGUCCCUGUAGUAGCUGCUAAAAUAUUCGCCAAAAACAUAACCAACCACAAGAAAUCGGUCGGUGUACUGCUCCUAGCAGCUGCAUUGAUUGUGGUGUCUAGAUCUAGCGAUGCUUCUAUAUCCAACUACAUACCCAGUGUCAAUCUAGGCGGCUCUUCGGAACCAAUCGACGUCUCAGUCAAAGACUUCCAGAAGCUGUCGAGAGGUACCCAGAACCUGCAGCAUAUGAUUGAGACCUUGAACAAAGAUAUGCAGCAGGUGAAGACGCGCGUCAAAUAUGGCGAGGAUGCCCAUGUGCAGAUGCAAUCGAUACAAAACAAACUUGACGACAUCACCAAUACCCAAUUAACUGAGUUGCAAGUCAGCAGGAUCGUUGAGAAGCUCCUGCCUCACAGAUUGCUUGUGAGAAAGUCACCAACAGGGGAAGCAAUAAUCGACGAUGCAUUUUGGAAGGCUCUAAGGAGCGUGUUUGAAACCCAAAACACCAUCUCGAAUCCGAACUGGGAUGAGUUCAUCCGUGAAAACUCCGAUAAGCUCAAACAAUGGUUAUAUAGCGAAGGUGGCGUGGAUGAGCAGGUAGUGAAUAAAUUAGAGUUUAUGAAUUUAGUGGAUGAACGUGUCAGAUCUUUUGUUAGCAACGCGUCAUCCAAGAAGAGCGGUUUGAAUUCAUGGUUCAGGGGUGGAGGAUCGAUGCCAUCUUCCGAAGAGCUGCAAAACACGGUCAGCGAUAUUGUCGAAUCCUCCUUGCGGCGCUACAGUGCAGAUACCAUUGGUAAAACUGAUUAUGCACUCUUUACAGCUGGUGCCAGAGUGAUACCGUCUCAAACAUCACCAACGUACUCAAUUACGCCUGUGAGCUUUGUGAGGAAAGUGUUGGGUAAGAUGCUCGGCAGUGGUACCAGAGCGUAUGGUCGUCCACCUGUCACUGCUCUUCAUCCAGACACCAAUGUUGGAAUGUGCUGGUCGUUCCAUGGCUCAGCUGGAGCGAUAGGUGUCAAGCUGGCAAGACCGGCUGUACCCAUUUCUGGAUACACAAUUGACCACGCGUCUCCUUUGCUCGUUCAAGAUCGCUCGUCGGCGCCACAAACAGUCGAAUUGUGGGGAAUAUCCGAUGACCAGAAUCAGAUUGAGAAAAUCAAGGAAAUCAACGAAGAGGUUAUCGAGGAAAUCAGUCGGGAGUAUUCUGUUAAUGAAGCUGCACCAGCUGGAAACUCAGCUUUGCUUGCUGUCGACACGUACGACCUCAACAAACAUCACAUACAAACGUUCGAAGUUAGAAAUAUUGUCAAAGAAAUGGACUUCCGCGCUGAUGCUGUUGUUUUGAGAGUUAAUGAUAAUCACGGUAAUAAGCAUCAUACGUGUUUAUAUCGCUUAAGAGUUCAUUCUACUGAUGACGGAAGAAGUGUAUUAGACGAUGAUAACAUCGAUCAGUCGUAA
Molecule: messenger RNA, 2418 nt
Organism: Wallemia ichthyophaga EXF-994
Lineage: Eukaryota; Fungi; Basidiomycota; Wallemiomycetes; Wallemiales; Wallemiaceae
Product: Spindle pole body-associated protein sad1
Exons: 2
Coding region: 1-2418 (805 amino acids)
Biological process (GO): nuclear envelope organization
Cellular component (GO): meiotic nuclear membrane microtubule tethering complex; nuclear envelope
Molecular function (GO): protein-membrane adaptor activity
Source: RefSeq, a predicted model, not a curated record